AUGAGUGCCUCAAAAGCUUCACCACAGGCUCAGAUCUAUCCCGGAAAAGGACUGGGCUUUAUCACGCUCGGUGCUUCCCUUCAUAAUGUCUUGAGCCGUAUCAAAGCCCACCCGCAAACCUACCCCGCGAUCGAUAUCGCGUACUCCGCAUUGGAUCCCCUACAGCAACCAGUCACCCUGCAACUCCCGUCAAACGGUCUACGCUUGCGAUUCGAUGGCCCCGAUCAAAGGUUGCGCCUAAUAGAAGUCUUGGAUUUUGCCAAAAUACCCCUAGUUUACAAGAACCAGGAAGUGCUGAAGGGAGCGCCCAAACCUCAAGAGCAUUCAACCUCCCCACAGGGUCCGGGUUUCCGCCAUGUCUACAACCGCCUCUUCGGCCCUUCAUAUCCUGGCGAAUACAUACCGCCGACACCACCGUCCCCGUAUGGCACAUAUGUGCUCUCAUAUCCCGGUGUCGCUUUCUCAUUUCCUCUUCAGGACUCGGCUUGGUCGGAAGAAUGCGACUUUGUGGCCUUGCUCUCGUCUUCUGCGGCUCUACCGGCGACGUCUAUGUCAAUUUUCCAAGGCUCAUCAUGGCCAGAAGUUCGAGCUAAAUUGUUCACGCAGCAGCCGCAAUAUCCCCGAUCUCCUGCUCUCGCUGGCAAGAGCAAAGAAUUCGUGGCUGAUGAAAUCGAAGAGUUUACCAUUCUAGGUGCUGGUAAACUCGAGGUUUCUCGGAGAUCAACACCACCAGCAUAUAUAACAUUAUCGCAAACUACUCCCCAGGAUCUCAUUGCGGAAUUCGGACCCCCGGAUGCAAUAUACCGUAGGAACGAUCGCAGGAUUUCCAUCCAUCGUGCCGCUGGCGGUCACCGCGGGGAUGAAAUGAUCCACAUGAGUCCAGCAUCAGGUAGAGGAAUUGAAUUUAAUGAUACAGACCAGUCGUCAAAUAACAGUGUCAGUGACGACUCGGACGAGGGCCUUUCGCAGGCAAGCGCUUUGGACCCUUCGUCAUUACCGUCGGAAUGCUUCUUCAACUACUUUCACCAUGGUUUUGAUGCCUUCAUAUCACACCCGACCACGUCCGGGCCAGCAUUUCCCAGCUCUGAUCUUGAUGACCCAACUCCCCCUUCGCCUUCAUCCCAGUUAGUCGUGACUAAGAUUGUUCUACAUGGAAACGUGCCGGGAUCGUAUCCGUUCAACCGGUACAGACGCAGUCGCUGGAGAAUUGAACUUAACCCCUCUGUCAACUCCUCCGCGUCAUCUGUUACUUCAGAAACACCAUAUGACCAGAUCUCCGGGCGCCUUAGAGGGAUUUGGAAGGGCUCAUAUGCAAGCGCUGCGGAGGAACGAGCUCUUGAAAGGCCUAUGGUGCUGAACAGAGGAUGGGGCGAUAGUCCUGAAAGCAGCGUCGAGUUCCUCGGUGGAUGGGAGGAAAACUACGAUCCAUUACUCAUUGAGGUUGACUUCAAUCUUACCUUGCAGCCGACCUUGUUGGGGGUGGGUCUUCUCGAAACCGACGCCAAGCCGUGUUAUUUUCUGGAGCUCCGAUCCGCAGCGCAACCUUUCCUCUGCGCCGCAACCUCGACAUUUUCACACAAUUGUCCUACAAGUAGGAUAUGCUUCGGCGAUAGCAUGCCCGAAUUGCCGCGGACGCUGGCGCGGUCGUGGUCGUCGACUCUGAAGCUGCCAAAGUCGACGUUCCCGGCGCGUGUAACUCCGGCCGACCAGACAAAAUACCUGAAGCGAUGCACCGACGAGCUCUACGCCUGGCAACGCCGUGAACGCCCUGCGGAUCGACCGUUUGUCCUCCACGAUGGCCCCCCAUACGCUAAUGGUGACCUCCAUGUCGGUCACGCUCUGAACAAAAUCCUCAAGGACAUAAUCUGCCGUGUACAGCUCGGUGCGGGAAAGAGGGUGCGCUACGUGCCCGGUUGGGACUGCCAUGGUCUACCCAUUGAGUUGAAAGCCCUCGAGGCGCGGAAAGAUGUCCAGGAUGAGAGCGGCGUUGUUGGAGCCGCUGCUACAAGGAAGAUCGCACGCAACCUUGCGGAGAAGACGGUGAAGAAGCAAAUGAACGGAUUCCGGAGCUUUGGGAUAAUGGCGGACUGGGAAAAUCAUUGGAAAACCAUGGACAAGGACUUUGAGAAACGGCAACUUGGUAUCUUUCGCGAAAUGGUCGAGAAGGGUCUCAUUUAUCGACGAUUUAAACCGGUCUAUUGGUCGCCUUCGACUGGCACCGCGCUGGCGGAGGCAGAGCUGGAAUAUAAAGACGAUCAUGUUUCUACGGCUGCUUUUGUGAAGUUUCCACUGGUCAAAGUACCCUCACACCUGGAGCAGGACCCCCUGCUGAAUGGAAAGAAAAUCAGUGCUGUUAUCUGGACAACUACCCCCUGGACCCUCCCGGCUAAUGCUGCCGUCGCUGUUCACCCGGAGCUGGAAUACACGAUUGUCGAAUCCGCGGCUCAUGGUCAUCUUCUUGUCGCGCAGUCUCGACUAGAGUCUCUUGAAAAUCUUCUCAAGGAGGAUCUUUCUGUGAUUGUGCCAGUGAUUCUCGGCUCAGAGCUAGCAGACAACACCAUGUACCGGCCUUUGUUCAAAGCAGCCAAUUCGGACCCGCAACCGCUAAUUGCUGCAGACUUUGUGACCGCAGAUUCGGGAACCGGACUCGUCCAUUGCGCUCCUGGACACGGUAUGGAAGACUACGAAGCUUGCCUUGCCCGCGGAAUUCCUGCAUUUGCGCCUGUCGAUGAUCACGGGAAAUUCACCGAUCUUGCGAUGCCCGACGAUCCGAAACGGCUGAGCGGCAAGAGUGUUCAGGGUGACGGAAAUGUUGCUAUACUUGAUUACAUCAAAUCACAAGGGCAACUCAUCUCGCAGCACCGCUACGAACACCGGUACCCUUACGACUGGAGGUCCAAACGACCGAUCAUCAUCCGGGCUACUGAGCAAUGGUUUGCCGACGUGGCCGAUAUCCAGGACAGUGCACUCAAGUCUCUCCACGACGUCGAGUUUGUACCAGCGGCAGGACGCCAGAGGCUCGAGAAUUUCGUCAAGAACAGAAGUGAAUGGUGUAUCUCCCGUCAACGGGCAUGGGGUGUUCCUAUUCCCGCACUCUACCACCGCGGCACGGGCGAGGCUGUGCUUACUAAAGACAGUGUUUCGCAUAUUAUGAGCGUCAUUGACGAACGUGGAAUCAACGCGUGGUGGACGGACGAUGCCAAUGACUCUGCUUGGAUUCCACCUGCGUUGCGAGAAUCAGAAUCUGCCUACAAACGCGGAACGGACACUAUGGACGUUUGGUUCGACAGCGGCACUAGCUGGGCAGAGGUUGAAACUCCUUACGGCGAGCAUGGGCGCCCUGCCGAUGUCUAUCUCGAGGGUAGCGAUCAACACCGCGGAUGGUUCCAGUCAGGUCUCCUCACCUACAUAGCACACCAGCUCGCUUCCUGUCAAACUGAUGCCCCACGCGCCCCGUUCAAGACUUUGAUCACUCAUGGGUUUACGCUCGAUGAGGAGGGCCGGAAGAUGAGCAAGUCGAUUGGCAAUGUCAUGGAACCUCAGGACAUUAUGGCCGGAACUCUUCUUCCACCUCUGAAGCAGAAAAAGGGCAAGGGAAAGAAGCAAUCCGAGAAUGACAAACCGGUCUACGACGCUUUAGGCCCGGACGCCCUCCGAUUGUGGGCCGCAAGCAGUGACUAUACCCGCGACGUUGUCAUGGGCAAGCAAGUCCUACAAACAGUCCAUACUAGCUUGCACAAGUACCGCGUUACUUUCAAACUACUUCUUGGUGCCCUUUCAGACUUCCGUCCUGAGAACAGAAUCGCGUAUGAUAAACUACUGUUGGUGGAUCGCAUCGCCCUCCUCCACCUCUCCGAAAUGACCCAAGCUGCUCGAGCAGCCUGCGAGAAAUUCGAAUUCUACAAGGCAGUCAGUGCCGUCAACCGAUGGGCUAACCUCGAGUUCUCUGCUUUCUACAUGGAAGCCAUCAAAGACCGUCUGUAUACUUACGCAGAAAAUAGCCCUAGCCGGCGAGCUGCCCAAACGAUACUGUUCCACAUCUACCGGCAUCUACAGGAAGUCCUCGGUCCCAUCACGCCGUUGCUGGUGGAGGAGACUUGGGAACACACGCCGGAGGCGCUCAAAGCCGAACUUGAGCACCCUCUGAAACGCACUGUCGCACUGCCUGACUCAGAAUGGCAGGACCCUUCUCUGAGUGGAGACUAUCAGGAAAUCGUUUCCGUUCACUCCGUUAUCAAGAACAUGCUGGAAAAGGCGAGAGGCAACAAGCAGACCGGCUCAUCCUUGCAAUCUUUCGUGCACAUCCAGCUCCCGAGCACUGCUAGCCAGUCCGUUCUCCAACGAAAGCUGGAGGAGCUUGCUGACGUCUUUGUUGUGUCUUCUGUUACACUGAGCGGAAGCGAAGAAACGGUCCCCGAGGAAAUAGCAAAUGCCGAAUGGCAGUACAGCGAGGAUUAUGAGCUGCCCAAUGGCGCAAAGGGAACAGCUUAUGUUUUCAGCCCGCAAGCAUCAAAAUGCCCUCGGUGCUGGCGCUACGUGGUUCCAGACGCAGAGGCCGCCGAAGACAAGGCGUGCGAUCGCUGCGAGGACGUCGUGCAGGGACUGGGUGGAUCAGCGUGA
Messenger RNA from Aspergillus mulundensis, 4620 nucleotides. RefSeq lists its product as uncharacterized. Lineage: Eukaryota; Fungi; Ascomycota; Eurotiomycetes; Eurotiales; Aspergillaceae. Gene Ontology annotation, biological process: isoleucyl-tRNA aminoacylation. The transcript is spliced from 3 exons. The record is from RefSeq and is a predicted model, not a curated record. The coding region runs from base 1 to 4620 and encodes 1539 amino acids. Gene Ontology annotation, cellular component: cytosol. Gene Ontology annotation, molecular function: tRNA binding; isoleucine-tRNA ligase activity; aminoacyl-tRNA deacylase activity.